Molecule: messenger RNA, 3495 nt
Organism: Symsagittifera roscoffensis
Lineage: Eukaryota; Metazoa; Xenacoelomorpha; Acoela; Convolutidae
Product: poly(ADP-ribose) glycohydrolase-like
Exons: 5
Coding region: 1411-3447 (678 amino acids)
Biological process (GO): nucleotide-sugar metabolic process; carbohydrate metabolic process; regulation of DNA repair
Cellular component (GO): nucleus; cytoplasm
Molecular function (GO): poly(ADP-ribose) glycohydrolase activity
Source: RefSeq, a predicted model, not a curated record
UGAGCGAAAGUUUAAACAAUUCAGUCCUGAAGUAGGAAGCUUGAGUUUUUCUAAAACAAAUUUCGCGGAUUCAAAUUGAAUAUAAAUCUCAUCUAAUAUCAUCUAUAAGAAUCGAAGAACGUAGUGAAGACUUAUAUAGGUCAUGAUGAAUUUGUUUUUUUUUUUAGAAAAAGUCUUUGUUCACGCUAAAUUUAGAUUUUUCUCAGUGUGGUUUUUGUUUCGACUUUCGAUACGAAAGUAACGGAAUAUUUGUGCUCGGGGUGGGUUUUUUUUCUCCAGACAAAUUUCGACUUUUUAACUAACCAUUUUUGACGGAAUUUUUUUAUAUCAUUCAAAAGGUAUUGUUGUCCUGAGCUCAAAUUUGAAAAGAUAUUUCACCUGUGAUCAUUUUUCGUAAAGUUAUGGGGGUUUGAAGGUUGCCAUUUCGGCCAAUUUGGGACAAUUAACGCGCGAUAUAUUUCGCGCUAUUAACGCGUAAGCGAGAUUUAAUCCGUCUUAGAAAUCGUUCCAAAUUGGUUUGACGAAGCUUAUUUGCCAUAAAUGAUUUGUUACAAGUAGCAAAAUCUAUCCUUUUGUACUUUAUAUGGCGUGUGGGGGGAUGAUUUUCAUAAAAAAUUUCAAAUUUUCGAGAAAAAAAAAUUUCCUUAUUACUGCUCCAUAAACCUAAAUAGGCAGUCGGAACAUUCAGUGCUUUGCCCUGAUACGAGCAGUCUUGUUUUCUUUGUAAGUUCAGUUAGUUUUUUUCUAAAAGGAAAGCAAACUCAACUAUCAAACAGCUUCAGUGUAAAGGGCAUGGAAAACGUGAACGACGUCUAGUUUCAAAAGCGUAUUUUAACUUUUAGAUCCAGAGGAAUAAAAAGUUACCUAUCGGUCCAGUUUUAACAAAUUUGGUUUAUUAAAAAAUGUGUCAUUAUAAAUUAAUCCUAAAAUUUGAAGAGAUUUAAGGGAAUAUAUUUUUUUGGAUCUCAAAUGAUGAUUUUUUUUUCAGAACAAGUCAUAAUUGUUUUUGUCUUUUUUUGCGUUCCUUGACUUUUUUCCAACGGUCUAUUGGUGAUGUUUAAUUUUGUCACGUCAAUAUGUUUGGUUAACUAGCCAACUGAGUGUUUAAGUAAUGCGCCUGCUGCUUGAAAUCACGAAGAUCUGUGGACCGUAAACGGUACUGUUUUCAGGUUCUAACUAGGUGUCAGUUCCUUCAUUUUUUCGGCUCCUUGGUUUUCGACAUAAUUUUUUUUCUGAAGACUUCUUUUUCAUACGAUCAAUAGAAUUUCUUAAAAACUUAACUUAGUUUAUUACACUUCCGAGCGCAAGUGUCUUGUAAUCGAGAACUAUAUUUUUUCUCUAUAAUUUGCCAGAAGUGGAACGUACAGGACGCCAUUGAUUUAUGUUGUUUUAUUUCUGAGCUUAAGAUCCAUGCAGAAAUCACUUGCAGACUUCUAUAAACCUAUACCGAAAUCGAAAAAGCGAAAAUCCCCCAAUGCUGAAAUCUGUGAUAAUUCAACUGACUACUGCUCCACGAGCAAAGUAUUAAAUGUCAUGAGUUCGAAAGACAAUGAGCAUCAGGCCUCGGAGAUCAGCCGCCUUUCGGAGGAAGAAAACGAGGCAAAAACCGAUCCUGAAGAAGUUGAAACGAAGAGCAGUGAAGCCAGCGAAGACUCAGAAGGCGAAACUGAAAUCCCAGCAACGACGACAGUGACACCGAUUGAGCAAGCGAUACAAAAAGGAGAGCUGUACCAGGAAACUAUAGAUUUAGCAAUUGAUAAUUCUGACGAAAUUCAGCAGCAGGAUAAUGGUGACCCGUUAACUUCAGAGAAAGAUACCGAAACAGAGAAAAUCAAUGCGACAUAUUCGAAUUCGACAGAAGUCGCACAAUCAUCCGUGAACAGCUCAAACAGUUUCAGCGGCGGCUGCCCAAUUGAUUCACUUUUUAAAUGUGAAGAGGAAUCUCCCAGAGACUUCUCAAAUAAACAGUUGCAUAAGCUGCUGCUAGACUUGGACGCGUUAGCGCAGGGUAUUGCCGUACCGUACCCGAAGAGCUUCGUGGACAAAUGGCUGCCAGGUCAUAUCAGGGUUCCUUGUGCUUCCAAGUGCCAGUUGAGAAUCCUGAAUCCGAGUGGGAACUCUCGUCCAACUACUCGUCUGUCCAAAACGAGUCACUGGGAGGUGGUCAAAGAGCAGUUGUCUGAGCAAAUGUACACUGUGGAGGACGUCAUAUCAGCUAUAGACAGAUACACACCAGGGUUCUACGAUGGUCACGGGAAGGGAAUGCGGACGUUCUUCAAUCAGCACCUCCAUCACGAAGUCAAGGCUAAGUUCUUCUCAGUGACAUUGCCUAGACUACAGAAACUGACUUUAGAGCUGCCUCUUCUAAUUACACAACCAAUUCCGUGGCUGCAACAGAACUCCAACAUGUCACUGACGAUGUCAAAGAGACAGAUAGCGUGCUUAAUUGCGAAUUUGUUCUUUAAUACCUUUCCAGAGCAAGACUUCAACGGGGAAUUGCCCAGGGGUCAAAACUUGAGGACACUUUUCACCGCAAGAACAAAGGAGCGUCAAAACAGUAACUUUGAGAAGCUGAAGUGCAUUCUGAGCUACUUCGACCGAGUGACAGAUCCAGAAAGCGACGAGGGCACUUCUCCAUCACAGACUGUUUCAUUCCACAGAAGAUGUUUGGAUUUGGACGAAGUGAGGCCUCAAUGGGAGAAAAUUGACACUAAACUGACUAAGUGUGCUGUGAAAUCGAAAGGACUAAUUGAGAAGCAGAGUGGGAUGUUGCAAGUGGAUUUUGCCAAUGAGUUUGUGGGGGGAGGGGUAGUGGGACAGGGGUGUGUGCAGGAGGAGAUUAGAUAUGUCACUCAUCCAGAGCUGCUGGUCAGUCGUCUGUUCACUCCGCGACUACUGGACAACGAAUGUCUCAUCGUUCAAGGUGCUGGAAGGUAUUGUGAGUAUGUUGGCUAUGCGGACUCCUUCAAGUACCUCGCAGAUUGCGUGGACACUACUCCAGUGGACUGUAUAGGAAGGAAACUGAACACAGUUGUAGCAAUAGACGCCACAGCAUUCAGAUCCAACCACGCCAAAGAAGAACAGUUCAAACUGCAGAAGAUUCUGAGAGAGUUGAACAAGGCAUACGUUGGGUUCAGGGAUCCACAUAUCACUGAUUCGACGCAAUCAACCAAAAAUCUCACAGCUGUGGCGACUGGAAACUGGGGAUGUGGUGCUUUUGGGGGAAAUGUGGUGCUUAAAUUUCUAAUUCAAUGGAUGGCAGCUUCCCACGCUGGAAGAGACAUGCUAUAUUUGACGUUCAAUGAUACAAAACUGGCUCAGAACUUGUCUAAGAUUGUGGACUCAUUUCUCAAAAAACCUUACUCUGUGAGCGAUGUGUGGAGAUUGAUUUGUAUGUAUUGUAAAUCUGGCCAAAGUAAAAGUCUGCUAGAGUUCAUUGUUAGUUAGAUCUAUUUGAAAAUGAUAAUAUAUUUCAAGUAAAGUUUAUUAGUUUUG